AUGGAUAACGAAGAUGACCCUAUCGUGAAAGCAUAUAAAGAGCGUGGCUGUCAAAGUCAACCAACUCAGCACACACACCCCACUCCCCGCACAUCCCCACUUCCCACACACAACAACAAUUCCUCGGAACAACUUCCCCCCGUCGAAGUAACCAGCAACGACACAACAUCGUUGACACACACAAGACAUUCGCGCGAUUCACAUUCUGGAAUCAAUGUCGAGACAAUCGGCAGAGAGGGCAUCGCCGGCUUUGACGAUGGGGCCGAAGGCUCCGUCAACGUCCAUGCUAAUGCCUCCAGCACCAGCACAUCUAGUCACGGUGCCCUUCAACCGAACACAAUCAAAGAGGACCAGCCCUCCUCCACAGGAUUGACGUCCUCCAACCCGAAGACAGUGCAAGCUGCGCAUGUCGUCGAAAAGAAACGUAAACGAAAUGCCAAGGUCCUUGAUAGCCAGCCACAGGCAUCGGGAUCUUCCACCGAAAGUCCGCAAAAUUCUCGUGAAGAACUUCCGGGAGUCUCCUCCCUGCCCCCUCCCAAGCCGAAGGCUCGUAAAAAGCGUGGCCAUGGGUGGACCCGCAGAAAAAUUAGAAGGGCGACUACUCAAGGUUGUGCUGUCCGGGUAGGCGGCAAACGCCCAGUCGAGGGCGUCGAUGGCGAAGAAGACGAGGCAAGGCCAACGAAGAGGCGGCGUAUUAGUGAGGAGGCCGUUGCGGGGCCAUCCAACGCACGUUCAAUGUCGUUGGACAACACGAUUGGUGCGACCAACAUCCGUCAGCUGCGAUCGCGCAGCAUCGUCUCCCCCGCAGAUCCCGCAAACGAGGGAAGCGACGAGGGAAACAGGACGACGAGGUCGUCAUCUCCAGAUCGUGCAUCAGAACGACCGACUUUAGAAGAUACACUAGAAAAUGAGGUAGACUUCACUCUCAUAAAAACAGAGGAUGAAGAGGAGGAUCACCUCUGGGAUACUCCUCCGCCUCGGGAUUUGAGUCUGCUGAUGCCAGAAUACGAACUGGUAACCGAGGACACGUCCCGAUUUGACAGUAACCGGAGUACGCCGGAGCUGACGACUGGACGUGACGGGUCCCAUAGGGAUAGAAGCGAAUCGGCCGGCUCAACGCCCGUAGGAACGCCGCGGGCCCAAUCAGCGGACGUCCAAUCGUUUGAUAGAUCCCUUGUGAUCGUUCUUCCGGGAACGAUGGAGGAAGCGGAGCCACCAGACGAGUUGAUGGACGUUCGGGAUGAGGGUGAGGACGAGGACGAGGACGAGGGCGAGGACGAUGUUUCGGUUUCUUCCGUCCCCGUUGACAGAAGAAGAUCAAGGGCUCCCAGCCCUCCAUCUCUUCCUCCCCGUCCAGAGGAAGAUGCGUACGAUCAAGAAAGAGAUCAUUCCACACCUCGAUUACGUCCGGGUGUCGGUAAUGUGUCCACGGACUUUGGAAUCGACCAUCGUCAGCAGAGCGUCUGCUCCCUGCUAGAUAAACGCUAUCCGCCGUUUGUCCGAGUCUUCCGAAGUGUAUAUCAGCAACUUGACAGUGUCCUCCGAUGCAACAGCGAGUUGAACGAUAUUGUCGGGAGUCCAUAUAACAACGUCGGUGAUAGCCCUUCAUUACUUUCGGCACGUUUUUCACUGCUUUCCGCUGUCCCGCUUCCACGACCGCACCCUAGCUCCUUCCUCGUCCUUCCGCGAAUGCUUGCUCUCGGCCCGCUCUGUACUUGA
This is a messenger RNA of Fomitiporia mediterranea MF3/22, 1719 nucleotides long. RefSeq lists its product as uncharacterized. The transcript has 7 exons. Lineage: Eukaryota; Fungi; Basidiomycota; Agaricomycetes; Hymenochaetales; Hymenochaetaceae. The record is from RefSeq and is a predicted model, not a curated record. Bases 1 to 1719 code for a protein of 572 amino acids.